This is a messenger RNA of Diaporthe amygdali, 714 nucleotides long. RefSeq names its product riboflavin synthase alpha chain. NCBI's taxonomy places the organism in Eukaryota, Fungi, Ascomycota, Sordariomycetes, Diaporthales, Diaporthaceae. Gene Ontology annotation, biological process: riboflavin biosynthetic process. Gene Ontology annotation, molecular function: riboflavin synthase activity. Bases 1 to 714 code for a protein of 237 amino acids. The transcript is spliced from 2 exons. The record is from RefSeq and is a predicted model, not a curated record.
AUGUUCACUGGCAUCGUCGAAGAGAUAGGGGUGGUCGCCGCGCUCAACCCUCACGAUGAGACAGGCGGCACAUCCCUGACCAUCAACCUGCCCGCAGAGUCCACCCUCCUGUCAGACUGCCAUGAGGGCGACUCCAUCGCCGUCAACGGCGUGUGCCUCACCGUGGUGACCUUCACGCCCAAGGACCCCCUGCCCUCCUUCACGGUGGGCGUGGCGCCCGAGACGCUGCGCGUCACCAACCUGGGCAGCCUGGCGACGGGGUCGCGGUGCAACCUGGAGCGCGCCGUGCGGGCCGACACGCGCAUGGGCGGCCACUUCGUGCAGGGCCACGUCGACACCGUCGCCGAGAUAGCCAGCAUGCAGCCCGACGGCAACGCCGUCACCAUCCGCUUCCGCCCCGCCAAGCGCGACGUGCUGCGCUACGUCGUCUACAAGGGCUACGUCGCCCUCGACGGCACCAGCCUGACCGUCACCAAGGUCGACGACGCCGAGGGCUGGUGGGAGGUCAUGCUCAUCGCCUACACCCAGGAGAAGGUCGUCAUCGCCAAGAAGAAGGUCGGCGACACCGUCAACGUCGAGGUCGAUAUGAUGGCCAAGUACGCCGAGAAGUCGAUCCUCUAUGCGGGCGAGGGAGCCUCGUUCUCCUUCAUCAAGGAGGUGGAGAAGACGGUGGAGAAGAUUGUUGCGCAGGGCUUGGGUGGACACGCAGCGUGA